Molecule: messenger RNA, 2046 nt
Organism: Helianthus annuus (common sunflower)
Lineage: Eukaryota; Viridiplantae; Streptophyta; Magnoliopsida; Asterales; Asteraceae
Product: probable receptor-like protein kinase At2g42960
Exons: 8
Coding region: 259-1725 (488 amino acids)
Biological process (GO): protein phosphorylation
Molecular function (GO): protein kinase activity; ATP binding
Source: RefSeq, a predicted model, not a curated record
UAGAUAUUUGUUGUAUCUAUAUUUUCUCAAAUUCUUGGCCCACUUUCCCUCACCUCUCUCUACCUUCAAACUCCUUUUUUUGCUUCAGAGUCUUUCGGUGGCUUUGUGUGUACUCCUCCGUUACCCCCUGAUCGAUUCUUGUAAAAUUUAAGCAGAAUUUCAUCUGGGUAUUUCGAUUCUCAUUCAACUGAGGUGGAGAUGGGCUAGAAGAAGAAGUUAGAGAGUAGAUAACUUCGAGUCUUACGAUUAUCGCUCGAAAUGUCGAAACUAGAUACGGAAUUAUCGAAGGGUACUUCAUUUAUGGGUCUUCAGCUAUGGGUAGUGAUCUGCUUUUGUGUUGGUGUGUUUCUCUGUAUGUUUAUAUGUCUAUUAGCAAUGUGGGUCACAUGCCAAAGGAAAUAUAGCAGAAGAACUAAAUACCCUCUUUCCCAAAUACCGAAUGUACCGAAAGAUAUCAGAGUUGAUAGUGUUGGAGGCCCGGGCCCGCAUAACUAUAUUGCACAUCCAUCGGCAACCAGUAAUAAUGAACCGAGUGGUAAUAAGAGUUCAGGAAAGAUGAUGUUUCAACUCGGAGUGAACAAAUCUGGCGAUGCUGAUAACGUAAGUCAAAGCAGUUCGAUGUAUGAACGGGGAUGCAAGUCGCAAUCCGGGGAAGAAGGAACUUCCGCAAGUUUGUGGAAGCAAACUUCAGUGCCUCGUGGAGCGAUGGGAUCUCCGUUUGUUGGGUUGCCCGAAACGUCACAUUUAGGGUGGGGCCAUUGGUUUACGUUGAGAGACCUGGAGGAAGCGACGCGUAGAUUCUCGAAAGAAAAUGUGGUUGGGGAGGGUGGAUAUGGGGUGGUAUAUAAGGGCACAUUGAUUAAUGGGACGGUGGUAGCAGUGAAGAAGCUACUUAACAAUUUGGGACAGGCAGAGAAAGAAUUUAGAGUUGAAGUGGAGGCUAUAGGGCAUGUUCGACACAAGAAUCUUGUUCGUCUUCUUGGAUAUUGCAUAGAAGGAACCCAUAGGAUGCUUGUGUAUGAAUAUGUGGACAACGGAAACUUGGAACAAUGGCUUCAUGGAGAUACUCGGGAAAGUGGUGUGCUUACAUGGGAAGCGCGCAUGAAAGUCCUUCUUGGUAUAGCAAAAGCGCUUGCAUACUUGCACGAGGCUAUAGAACCAAAGGUUGUGCAUCGAGACAUAAAAUCUAGCAAUAUUUUAAUCGACCACGACUUUAACGGAAAGCUUUCGGAUUUUGGAUUGGCCAAGCUUUUGGAUUCAGGAGAAAGUCACAUAAAUACCAGAGUUAUGGGGACAUUUGGGUAUGUGGCCCCGGAAUAUGCUAAUACCGGCAUGUUGAAUGAACGGAGUGAUAUUUAUAGUUUUGGUGUGCUCCUUCUGGAAGCAGUAACUGGACGGGAUCCAGUGGAUUACAAUCGUGUUGCUAAUGAGGUCAAUCUUGUCGAGUGGCUGAAAAUGAUGGUGGGAAAUAGAAAAGCGGAGGAAGUUGUUGACCCAAAUCUUGACCUAAAACCCUCUACACAUGCACUAAAGCGUGCACUUCUGGUGGCACUCAGAUGCGUUGAUCCCGUCUCUGAGAAACGGCCUAAAAUGAGUCAGGUUGUGAGAAUGCUUGAUACCGAUUUCCCAUAUCGUGAGGAACGAAGGAACAGGAGGAGCCGCACCGCCAGCAUGGACGGUGAAUCCGUCAGCGGUUCUGCUGACAUGGAACAUCCGGCUCUCUAAUCAGAAAUCUGACUGAACAUAAGUAACCAUAACUAUUGACGGGUCGGAAUCAUUCUUGGUAGAUUACUAGCAGGAGUGGGUGGUCUAUGGUGGGGUGUAGGUAAAACCGAAAUCUUGAUUGUUGUAAAUCACAAAACAAGACUGAACGAGGGACAUGGUUUGUUUUAUUUUUGUUAAUAAUCUUGAUUAAUGAAGUUGUUGGUUCUCUUAUUCUUCUAAUUCUGGUUGGCUGGACAACCUUUAGUGUUGGCAGUAGUCAUAUGUAAUAGACAAAUCUUGAUGUUUAUGUGUGACCUAUUUAAUAUACAAAUAUUUUUGUUC